CAAGAAAUUAUUAAAUGAAAAUUUAAAUAAGGGGAAUAAGAGAUUAUAAAUAUAAGUAUACAUUUUUAAAUGUUCUAUUAAAGAUUAUUAAUGGCUGCGAUUGAUAAAGUAAAAAUUAUUGUUGUUGGAGAUUCUGGUGUUGGGAAAACAUCAUUAAUACAUUUAAUAUGUCAACAACAGCCUAUAAGUAAUCCUUCGUGGACUAUAGGUUGUUCAGUAGAAGUUAAAUUGCACGAAUACAAACAAGGAACUCCUAAUCAAAGAAGAUAUUUUAUUGAAUUGUGGGAUAUUGGUGGAAGUCAAAAUCAUAAAAAUACCAGAUCUGUUUUUUACAAUCCUACAAAUGGUAUAAUAUUAGUACAUGAUUUAACAAAUAGAAAAUCACAACAGAAUCUUCAAAAAUGGCUUGAAGAAGUUUUGAGUAAAGAUAGUAAUAUGAAAUCAAAGCCAUUCGAUGAUUUUGAUCCUGAAAAAUUUGUGGGAUCUACCCAGAUACCAAUUUUAGUUGUUGGUACAAAGUUGGAUUUAGUUGCAGAAGUAAGAUCAAACGUCCAUAGAAGAUCUUCAACUAUUGCAGAAGAAUGUGGUGCUGACGAAAUAUUUUUAGAUUGCCGUCAGGUAAGAUCAUUAGCUGCUGGAUCCAGUUCUUCCGUUAAAUUAAGUAGGUUUUUUGAUAAAGUGAUUGAACGUCGCUAUUAUUCGUCGAGAGAAGGAAUCAGUCCAGACAAGCGAAGACCGCCACUGUAUAACCCUCCAUAUAAUACAAAAAUUUUUCAUAAUGAUUAAAAAUUUGGAAAAUU
This is a messenger RNA of Megachile rotundata (alfalfa leafcutting bee), 800 nucleotides long. Its product is annotated as rab-like protein 3. The record is from RefSeq and is a predicted model, not a curated record. Gene Ontology annotation, molecular function: GTPase activity; GTP binding. Lineage: Eukaryota; Metazoa; Arthropoda; Insecta; Hymenoptera; Megachilidae.